AGCUCUCGUCACUAACUUUGCCGGCCUAUCGCCGCUGCUUUCCCAAAAAAAAAAAGAAAGAGAAUCCGUUCUUUGUAUUCUCAAAGCUCCAAAGUCUUCUCCUUUUCAGCUUAUUUGAUUACUGUUCAAUCAAUCAACUCAUCUCUAAUCGAAAGUCGAAACCUUUUUUUUUUUAUCUGGGUUUUCUCCAAUGGGUAUUUUGCUCAUUACUUCGAUUUUCCUCAUGGAGUGGUAGAAACCUGUGUGUGUGUGUGUAGCUUUUAUACUUACUUACAGCUUCUCUCUUAGAAAGCAUGAGUCUUUGAUUCUGCAGCCUCGAGUGAGUUUGUUUUUUUCGACGAGUUCUAAUGUUUAUGGAGCUGAAUUGGAGAAGUAUCCAAGUGCUCUCCUGAUUCUUGAGAAGAAAAAAACAAAAAUAGAGGAGAAGAGAGAUGGAUCUAUGGUUAAUCGCAGCUACUGCUGCUACUGGAUACAUUACCAAGCAUUUGCCAAAUGUAUCCAAAGACAAAGAAAGCGAGUCUUCUUCUUCUUCUGAGGAUUUGACUUAUGUGAAGAAGCCUGAAUCUCCCAGAUGUCUGGUUAGCACAUUUGUCAGAGACAACAAGAAACCAAACGAAGAAAACUUUGAGGAUUGCGUAAAUGGGGAAGAUCUUGAUGUAUUGGGAGUAGUGGAUAGUGAGGAUGUUUGUUCAGAUUCCUUUGGGAACAGAGCGUUUCUCAGGAGAAAACAGCGAUAUAGGAAACUUAUCAAGCCUUUUUCUAUGGAGAAGAGCGUAAUAUCAUCUCGGUUACAUAGAGAGGAGGUAUAUAUGCUUAGCCCGUUUCCAUCACCGUGUGGUGUUUCAGUUUCAGUUUCGAGGCCCUUGGUUGUUACUGAUGGUACAGAAGUAAUAAGCAAGAAGAACAAUGGAGAUUCUCUUAGCCAGCGAGCUCAGAACUGUGGAAUCCCUCAGCUAAGGAAGCUGGAAUCUUCAGGUCUUUAUGUUAAGAGAAGAGUCGGAGAUGCGAGUAAAAGAUCUGAUAAUGGGAUUGGAGCAAGUGAUGCAGCAUUACUGCUAUGCGUUGGGAUAUCGAUUGGGAUAAUGUCAUCAUUUGUAGCUAACCAAACCGAAGUAAACAAGGUCAAAUCAGAGUUAAAUCAGACAGAGAGUUUGGUAAAGGAUUCAGAAGAUGAUGAUGAGCUUAAGACGAAAGACUCAUUGUUGACAGUGAAGGAUGAUGAAAAGACAGCAGAUAAUAGUUCAGAAUCUAUUGGUGGAAUCGAAGCAGAGCUUGUAGCUGAGCUGGAAAGGCUACAGAUCGACAUCGACUCAUCCAACACUGAGACACAACCCUCAGAUGCCUUCGAGAUGGAGCCGAAAUCUGAAGUAGAGUUUGCGCAGGGAGAGCUGAGAGAUGAUGAUGAACAGGUUGAAAGGCAGCGCUUUGGCUUUGAUGAAACCGAGUCUAACCAGGAGGAGGAACAUCUUGGAAACGCAGCCACACCUGAAUCAGGAAACUAUACAGUCUCACCUCGCGAGCUAAGCUUGCGUCUGCACAGAGUUAUCAACUCACGCUGCGAAAAACGAAUAAAAGAGCUCGAGAUCGCCUUAGGAGAGAGCCAGAGGAAAGUGGAGGAGCUAGUCAUGGAAGCAGAGGAAAGGAAGAAACCACCGUAUUCAUAUUCAUCGUCAAGGUUAUUAUGGGAAAGCCAUGCAGCGAAGAGAGACUCGAUUCGUAAGCAUAAUAAUAAUAAUCCUGGAGAGAUCCAAAUCCAACCUCUGGUUAUGAAUCUAGCAGGGCCGCCGGCACUUGAUGCGUUCAAUGACUCUUACGAGGAGCUGAUGGAUAUAAAAGAUUAUUGUGAAGAAGGAGAUGAGAUGCAUGAGAAUACGCAGCGAGAAGAAAUGUAUUUGACAAGCAAAAGCUCACCUAGGAGCCAUAAAGAUUACGUAAAGGCUUCCUCUAGAACAUCAGAGGAUGUUAAUUUCUUCAAUCUGCAAGAUCUACUUGGUUUAAGCGACGAAGAAGAAGAAGGAGAGUUUGAGAGUGAGAUGGAGAUGGAGAAGCAACUGAUAAAGCAGAUUGUUGAGAAAACAAAACAAGGAUCUUCUUCUGUGUUUAAUGCCCAGAAGAUGCUAUCUCUCAUGAAAGAAAUAGAGCAUAAUCUAUAACGAGCAUAAAAAACUGGUCAGAACUUCAUUGCUUUCUGAUGAAAAAUUUAUAGACAUCUCUAUUAAGUGUAUAGAUAUGUAAGAUUUCGGUGAAA
Raphanus sativus (radish) is the source of this 2248-nucleotide messenger RNA. RefSeq lists its product as uncharacterized. The transcript has 3 exons. Gene Ontology annotation, biological process: asymmetric cell division. NCBI's taxonomy places the organism in Eukaryota, Viridiplantae, Streptophyta, Magnoliopsida, Brassicales, Brassicaceae. Bases 432 to 2153 code for a protein of 573 amino acids. The record is from RefSeq and is a predicted model, not a curated record.